AUGUCUCGCUUUUUCCACGGCGGGAGCGACAGCGAAAGCUCGUCCUCCGACGAGGAGGAACUCUACAGCGAUCGCGAGAAGGCAGAAGAUGAGGAAUCCAGCGAGGAAGAAUCCAGCGAGGAGGAGUCCUCUGAGGACGAGAGUGAUUCCGAUGACGAGGGCGGUCUGCAGGGUGCUAAGAGUUUCUUGAGAUCAACCAAGACCGCCGUUGAAGUCGACGAGGAUGAAGAUCGGGUCACUGUUAUGAAGAGUGCGAAAGAUAAGAGGCUAGAGGAGCUGGAACACACGAUCAAAAUGAUUGACAAUGCGGAGAGAAUCAACGAUUGGGCGGUUAUUUCUACGGAAUUCGACAAAUUGAACAGGCAGACAGCGAAAAUUGCCCAGUCUGGCCCUACUCCAAAGAUCUAUAUCAAGGCCAUCGCUGAUUUGGAGGACUUCAUGAACGAGACCCUUGCGAAACAAAAGGUUUCCACGAAGAAGAUGAACGCCAACAACGCAAAGGGAUUCAACACUGUUAAGCAGCGUCUAAAGAAGAACAACAAGGAGUACACUGCCGAGAUUGAGAAAUACAGGGAGAACAACGAGGAAUACAUGGAGCCUGAGCAAGAGGAAGAGACCGUGGUUGUGGAACGUGCUCCUCGUGUGGCGGCCCGCUUGGACGAUGCCAUGGUUGGAGAUGACACCGGAUUCUCUACCGUUGGCCGCGGUGGAAAGACUCUCCAGUAUACUCCAGAGAGUAUUCUCAAGCAUCUCCGAGUCGUCGUUGAGUCCAGAGGAAAGAAGAACACCGACCGCCUUGAACAGAUCCGAACAAUGGAAAAGCUCCUCGAAGUCUCCACUACUCCAUACCACAGCAUCCGAACCCUCUUGACCCUCAUCUCUACCCGCUUCGAUCUCAGCACCACCUCACCAAACAACUUUUUGGGUACAGACCAAUGGAAGCUCGCCGAAGGGGAGAUUACAACUCUGCUUCAGACAUUGGAGGAGAACCCCUCCUAUGUUGUUACCGAGGGUGCCGAGGAAUGGGAAGAUGACGAGAAGAUGCCCCAGCUUACCCCUGGUGAAGUUCUCAAGGUCCCUGGCAGUAUUGUUUCUCUGGUUGAACGAUUGGAUGACGAGCUUACUCGCUCUCUGCAACAUAUCGACCCUCACACUGCAGAGUAUAUUGAGAGACUCAGUGACGAGCAGCUCCUCUACAACAACAUUGUUCGUGCCCUCAUCUAUGUUGAGAACCUGAACGAGAUCGAGAAAUCCGAGCCCAGACAGGACAGCGUGAACAGAGUUUUGAUGAGAAGACUAGAGCAUGUCUACUUCAAGCCUGCUCAGGUCGUCACUAUAAUGGAGGAAAACUCCUGGAAGGUUGUCCCCGAGAAACUUGACUCGGGAAUUACCCCUCGCGCAAAGAGCACAGAUGUCUCCGCUCUGGUACAAACUCUCUGCAACUAUCUGUUCGAACACAGCGAUGGUAUCAUAAGGGCCCGUGCUAUGUUGUGCCAGAUCUACUUCCUUGCUCUUCACGACAAAUACCACCGUGCCCGAGAUCUCAUGCUGAUGUCCCAUCUUACUGAGAACAUCUCAAACUUUGACGUCAGCACCCAGAUCCUCUUCAACCGAACCCUCGUACAAAUUGGUCUCUGUGCUUUCCGUGCCGGCCUUGUCUAUGAAGCACAAAACACCCUUUCCGAGGUUUGCGGAAGUGGACGACAAAAGGAGCUUUUGGCCCAGGGAAUCAUCAUGCAAAGAUACUCCUCUGUCUCGCCCGAGCAGGAAAAGCUUGAGCGCCAGCGCCAGCUUCCUUUCCAUAUGCACAUAAAUCUCGAGCUCCUCGAGUGCAUCUACCUAACAUCCAGCAUGUUCCUUGAAGUUCCCCUGAUGGCUCAAACUUCAUCAUCCCCCGAACUCAAGCGACGAAUCAUCUCCAAGACCUUCCGAAGGAUGCUCGACUACAAUGAGCGACAAGUCUUCACCGGCCCACCAGAGAACACCCGUGACGGUGUGAUCAUGAGUGCCAAAUUCCUUGCCGCUGGUGACUGGAAGAAGGCCUCCUCGACCCUCAACUCUAUCAAGAUCUGGGACUUGAUGGCUCAACCCGACAAGAUCAAGGUUAUGCUCGCCGAGCAAAUCCAAGAGGAAGGUUUACGCACCUACCUCUUCACCUACGCCCCAUUCUACGAUACCCUCUCCAUCAGCACCCUCGCCACCAUGUUCGAGCUCUCGGAGAAGAGGAUAUCUGCUAUUAUCAGCCGCAUGAUCUCUCACGAGGAGCUAGGUGCUGCUCUCGACCAGGUUAACGAUGCCAUCGUCUUCCGCAAGGGAGUUGAGCUUUCUCGACUCCAGAGCCAGAUCGUCACACUCGCGGACAAAUCGAUGUCUCUACUAGAAGCCAACGAAAAGACCCUUGAACAGCGAACACAAGGCAUGACGAACGCCUUCCAGCGUGACCAAGGCCACGGUGGACGUGGUGGUGGACGUGGCGGUAGAGGCGGACAGCGAGGAGGUGGUGGCCGCGGCGGUGGUGGUGGAAUUGGAGGACAAGGUAGAAGGCCAGGUAAUCAACAGUUCGGCGGUGGUGCCCUGGGUGGAGCUAUCCGAGCAUAA
Molecule: messenger RNA, 2598 nt
Organism: Arthroderma uncinatum
Lineage: Eukaryota; Fungi; Ascomycota; Eurotiomycetes; Onygenales; Arthrodermataceae
Product: eukaryotic translation initiation factor 3 subunit C
Exons: 2
Coding region: 1-2598 (865 amino acids)
Biological process (GO): translational initiation
Cellular component (GO): eukaryotic translation initiation factor 3 complex
Molecular function (GO): translation initiation factor activity; translation initiation factor binding; RNA binding
Source: RefSeq, a predicted model, not a curated record